Molecule: messenger RNA, 1100 nt
Organism: Monosiga brevicollis MX1
Lineage: Eukaryota; Choanoflagellata; Craspedida; Salpingoecidae
Exons: 10
Coding region: 57-1100 (347 amino acids)
Biological process (GO): intracellular protein transport; membrane fusion; transcytosis
Cellular component (GO): ER to Golgi transport vesicle membrane; Golgi stack; endoplasmic reticulum
Source: RefSeq, a predicted model, not a curated record
GUCGGAGGUGGCUGCUUUCAUCCCAAAGGUCUGCCUGAUUGGUGGAACCACACAUCAUGUUCGGGAGCAUGUUUGGCGGGGAUCGCCCCGAUGCGUCCGUCACGGGUGCUGAGACGGUGGAAAAACUUUGCGUGCGGCUCGAGUCGGCUUCGCUGCUUGAGGAUCGCCGUUCCGCCGUCCAGGGCCUGCGCGCACUGGCCAAAGAGUAUCAGGUUGAAGUUGGUUCUCAAGGCAUGACACACCUGGUCGACGUCUUGCGGCACGACCAUCAGGAUACAGAGAUUGCCAACCAUGCCUUGGAGGCCUUGAUCCAAGUCACCACUGCCAAGGACAAGAAUGAUGAUGGUGAUGUUGGGAUCAUGUUUACAGAAAUGUUUGUCAAAGAUACGGACAAUGUUCUACUUCUUCUUUCGCGGCUCAGCACCGUUGACUUUCAUGUGCGCUACAAUCUAUCACGACUCCUCACCAUCCUGCUUGAGAAUCGACCCAAGCAGAUGCAGCAAUGCAUUAUCCAGCAGCCCGUCGGCAUUUCACGCCUAAUGGACCUGCUGGACGAUCGGCGCGAAGUCAUCCGCAAUCAGGGUCUCUUGAUCAUCUACGAGCUCACCCGCGGCAAUGCAGACGUGCAAAAAAUUGUGGCUUUUGAAAACGCCUUCGAGCGAAUGUUUCGCAUCAUUGCUGAGGAGGGUCACUGCGAUGGUGGCGUCAUUGUGCUUGAUUGCCUUCGCUUGAUGCAUAACCUAUUGUACCUCAACCCAUCCAAUCAAAACUACUUUCGUGAACUGAGCUGCGUGCAAAAGAUCCCCGGCUUUUUUGCCGUGCUCGAAUCCUUUCAGAAACAGGAAUGGCCCGAAGCCACCGUGGAUAACAUCCAAGCCAUGCUGCACAUUGUGCGCCUGCUGGUUUCGCCCACCAACACCCCCAACUCGCGCUUGGCUGCGCAGGCGACCGUGCAAAGUUGUGGUCUCUUGGAGCAGCUCAUGAACCUGUCGCUAGCUUCCUCCCUGCCCAAACGCGAGGAGGCCCUGUUGGCAGUUGCCGAAACCAUCCGUGGUCCGUUGAACAUGCCGCCCCACGCUGGUGCUGGUGUGGAUUGUUAA